AUGCAGGGUAUGCCGACGGCCAUGGGCACAUCGCAGAUGGGCAUGGCUGGAUAUGCGCAGUAUGCAGGAGGUCAGUAUCCUGGAUAUGGUGCUGGUGCUUACGGGUACUCUGAUCCCUAUGGAAGGCCAUAUGGCUCCAUGGGCGAGCAGGUGCCGGCAGGCUGUGGCUAUAUGCAGGGCGUCACCCCACCGCCUCCACCGCCGAUGGCCCCUCCCGGAGCUCCGCCACCACCUGCCCCUCCGCCAUAUAUGCAUGGCCCCAUGACGGAGGAGGAAAGGCUUGCAGAUGAGCGGGACAAGGCUCGAAGACGUUUGGAGGAUGAAACUCGACUCAGAAAUGAGGAGCUUCACAGGAAGGCAGAUGCGGAAAAAGCACUUGCUGCCAUAAAGAAUGCAACCAUAGCCCUGCAGAAUGGACAGUCUGACGCAUUGGACAAUCUGCAGAAGACUCUGGAGAACCUUGUCCAGCGGGAUUUGCCAAAGUGUGAAAGCCAAGCGGAAUCUUUGAAGAAAGACAUGAACAAGGCUAUCCAAGAAGCCACAAAAAGAAAGGAAGCUCUUCGUGAGCUGAAAAGCAUGGUCAGGAGUGGCGAAGAGCACAUCAAGGCCACUGCCGAGCUCAUUCGCCAGAAUCUGGCCCUGGACAAGGAGAAAGAUCGGGAAGAGAUGAACGAUCAGUUGGAAAAUGCCGGAUUGGAGGCACAAGGAAUGAGUGACCGAUACCAGUCAUUCAUGGAGGAGCGUCUCAAGUCACUUGAGGAGCUCCAAAGUGUCACCAAGGGGCCUGCUCUGGUGGAUAUGCGGCUCAUCAUUGCCAAGAUCAAAAAACUCGGCAGCGAUUUGACGCAAACUGCAACAAAUGCCGCCAAUGUGGUGAGGGAAGGCAAGGACAAGCUGGCUCGCUGCGAAAUGGCCGUGGAGCAGACGCAACGCAUCAAGGACAUGUUUGCCCUCUAUGAUGCGGAUGAAGAUGGCUUUUUGUCGAAGCAGGAGGUCAUCCAAUACGCUCAAGGUGAAUUUGAAUUCACGCCUCCGGAGUCCUGCAUGGACAGGCUCUGGAGAAACUUGGUGACUCCAGGCAAAGCCGGCAUCGCCUUUGACUGCUUCCAGCAGAUGAAGGUGACCAUUGGCGCCGCCCGUGUCAUAGAGAAGGAGCCGAGAGCUUUGCUUCUCCGAUAUGAGAAAUCCUGCGAAGCUCGCAUUUGCCUUGCAGGAGAGAAGAAAAGCUCAAAGCACCGAGGCUUUCCAUGCUCUUGA
This is a messenger RNA of Cladocopium goreaui, 1257 nucleotides long. NCBI's taxonomy places the organism in Eukaryota, Dinophyceae, Suessiales, Symbiodiniaceae. The record is from the annotation of a GenBank genome assembly.